AUGAAUCAUUUCGGACGAAAGCACCGCGUCAAGAGUGCCACUGCUGCCGGACGCAGUCUGCGGCGUAUGACCCUGUUUUGGCGAAGCGACGAUGGAAGACGUGAAACUGAAUAUGUGAACGUUAUUCUAAUUAUCAAACGUCAUCGGCCGUUUCCACGUUGUUUCAUUAAUGAGGUAGUUGCCUUUAAGGACACCAGCAACGACGCGUGGUUGGAACUGAACCUCGCAUUGCCAGUCAAAACGAGGAAAACACGGCAAACCGGAUACGGACUGUGCGACUGCUACGAUGAGAAUCCGUGCCCUGCCGGUUCGCCCGGUCCGAUCGGAGCUCCAGGGUUACAUGGACAGCCAGGUAAGCAAGGAGCGAAAGGCGUGAAAGGACGACCCGGAAUAGUGCCGUACAUUCCCGCCACCGAACGAGCAUCGUGCCGUAUAUGUCCGCCCGGACAGAAGGGGACGCCUGGAUUACAGGGAGCUCGCGGUCCACAGGGACCACGCGGGCCAAAAGGACCACCUGGUCCAAACGGCCAUAAUGGAAUGGUAGGAUUUCCAGGACCACCUGGCCAACCAGGCAAGCAAGGACCAGUGGGAAGAAGUGGAAUCAGAGGAGAAUGCGGAAAAGACGGCGUGAAGGGCGUGAAAGGAUCAGUAGGGCAGCAAGGCAUACCUGGAAGACCUGGAUUGCAAGGUCCUCCCGGACGUCCGGGCAACGCAGGACAGAACGGUCCCAUGGGAGAGCCGGGGGAACCUGGCCCACAGGGUGAACCGGGGAAACCGGGCUAUGUAGGUGUGCGUGGUGCUCGUGGCCCACCCGGAAUUCCAGGUAGAGACGCUCAGUACUGCUCUUGCCCCGACCGUUCACCACGACCGCUCAGAAAGCACUAG
Molecule: messenger RNA, 885 nt
Organism: Soboliphyme baturini
Lineage: Eukaryota; Metazoa; Nematoda; Enoplea; Dioctophymatida; Soboliphymatidae
Source: the annotation of a GenBank genome assembly